Messenger RNA from Sodiomyces alkalinus F11, 315 nucleotides. RefSeq lists its product as hypothetical. The record is from RefSeq and is a predicted model, not a curated record. Lineage: Eukaryota; Fungi; Ascomycota; Sordariomycetes; Glomerellales; Plectosphaerellaceae. The transcript has 4 exons. Bases 1 to 315 code for a protein of 104 amino acids.
AUGUUGGCCCUCGUCCUGUCCCGUCUUGCGUCUUGGUCCUACAAAUCAAAGGGAGUCGGCCAAACCGCUACUUUUCUCCGUGCCGUUGUCCUUUUCUCCUGUGUGGAGGGAACAGUAUGUGUCUACAUGCGUACAUCGUACCGUACAUCGAUGGAUCGCUCAAAUGCAUGUCGUAUGCGGUCUCCGCAUAUAGGUUCGAAAGUCUUCGGCAGUCAUUUUGGUAGAAAGACACGUUGUGUUCUAACCAUGGGCUGGCACCACCAAGUUAUGAGCACGCACACGAGUGAGGGACAGGCACCGCCUGUCACCUUGUAG